This is a messenger RNA of Stegastes partitus (bicolor damselfish), 1636 nucleotides long. RefSeq names its product metabolism of cobalamin associated Db (gene mmadhcb). Gene Ontology annotation, cellular component: mitochondrion. The record is from RefSeq and is a predicted model, not a curated record. Gene Ontology annotation, biological process: cobalamin metabolic process. NCBI's taxonomy places the organism in Eukaryota, Metazoa, Chordata, Actinopteri, Pomacentridae. The coding region runs from base 246 to 1139 and encodes 297 amino acids. The transcript is spliced from 8 exons.
CGCAAAUUCAAGGUGAUUCUGGCUCUCGGAGCUGCCGUAGCUACUGUUGUGCUAAUUGUACUUUUUAAUGAGUUCGGUCUUCAUUAACAUCUGUUCAAGAAAUAAAACUACCACAAAGCAAACAUCGGCUGGACGUGUCUGUAAGACAGUAUCUGCAGUCCGCCAACUGCUGCAGUCCGGCAACUUGAACUCGGGGACAUUCGAAACGUCACCGGACACUGGAUUUAAACAGACACACCUGUGUCAUGACCAGUGUGCUGUGCAGCAGAACCAGACUGGUGACUUACCUCCCAGGGCUCCAUGUGUUGGUGCAUCGUGUGCUGGGAGCCAGAGCCUUCUCUGCAGCCGAAUCCUCUGGCUCUGAUGAGUCCCACUUAGCCAUCACGGACUCUGACAUGGGACUGCAGACAGUGUGGCCUGAUGAGAGCAUGGGGCCUUUUGGGCCCCAGGACCAGCGCUUCCAACUGCCUGGUAAUAUGGGUUUUGGCUGCCACCUGGAAGGACUGGCAGAGCAGAAGAAGAGCCUGCCACACAAGAUGGUCCCUGAUGUGCUGUCUGCUCCAUCCAGCAAUGACAGACAUGAGUUCAUACUGGCUCAGUUCAUGGGAGAGUUCUUUGGGGAAGAUAUUCCAGCCUCUUCUCAGAAUGUCAGAGCAGCUGAACAGUACUUUGACAACUCGUGUGUGGAGUGUGCCAUACAGUCCUGCCCUGAACUCCUAAAGAAAGAUUUCCAGUCCAUGUUUCCAGAAUCUCCAUCCUCUGGUAUGAUGGUGGUCACAGUGACCCAAAAGACGCAGAGUGAUAUGACAUCCUGGUGUGCUGAGGUGGAACAGGAGAGGGAGCAGAUGCUUGACAAGUUUGUUGAUGGAGCAAAGGCGAUCUGCUGUGCUUUGCAGAGAGAGGGGUUCUGGGCGGACUUCAUCGACCCGUCAUCAGGCCUGGCGUUCUUUGGCUCGUACACAAACAACACACUGUUUGAGACAGAUGACCGAUACCGUCACCUGGGCUUUCAGAUCGAGGACUUGGGCUGCUGCAGAGUGAUCCGACACUCGCUGUGGGGAACGCAUGUUUUUGUGGGAACAAUAUUCACCAACGCACCACCCAGUAACCUUAUUAUGCAGAAGUUGCAGGGCAGCUGAACAGCAGUUCAAGGACACUGGGCUACCAUUAAAACUGUAAAGUACCUGGACUGCUGUGUGACUACAUUGUUUUAAUUCAAUUCUAAAGGAAUAUAAAAUCUUAUUCCCCAGUGUUUUUACUGCUGCAAUAUGUGUUUAUAAAAAAUUAUUUGAAAUUGAUUUAUAAUUAUAUAUUCAAACCCUAGAAGCUUGUACACUUCUGCGAUCACAAAUGGAGUUAAUGUUCAGAGUCAGUGGCUGUAUUGCUGACACGCUAUCAAUGGUUGUACUGACUAUUUUAACAGCUCUGUGUGUGUCUGGGUGUCUGUGUCUGUGACAGUUUUUGAAGCAGGUAAAGGACAAAUGUUAAAACAUAAUUCACAUUGAUAAAUAGGCUUAUUGCCAAUCUUAUGAGGUCAACAAUAAGGCUAUAAAGCUUUAAUGUUUUAAUCUGUUUUUGUUGUGGGAUUGUAUCGCUGUACAAUGGUGAACAGAACAAUGAAAUGACUUUGAAAUCA